AGGUCUCCAGUAUCCUCUCUGACUCCUGAAUCUUCUGCUCCUUCCUCCUCAAGCAGGUUCACCUGUACUUGUCAAAAUGGCUCAACUCCUGAAUAGCAUACUCAGUGUGAUUGAGGUAUUCCACAAAUAUGCCAAAGGGAAUGGGGACUGUGCCUUACUAUGCAAGGAAGAGUUGAAACAACUGCUCUUGGCUGAGUUUGGAGACAUCCUCCAGAGACCAAAUGACCCAGAGACUGUGGAAACCAUCUUGAACCUCUUAGAUCAAGACCGAGAUGGACAUAUUGAUUUUCAUGAGUACCUCUUGUUGGUGUUCCAGUUGGUCCAAGCCUGCUAUCGUAAGCUAGACAAUAAGUCACAUGGAGGCAGGACCUCACAGCAAGAAAGGGGGCAGGAAGGAGCACAAGACCGUAAGUUCCCAGGAAACACAGGCAGACAACACAGACAGAGACAUGAGGAAGAAAGGCAGAACUCCCACCACAGUCAGCCUGAGAGACAAGACGGAGAUUCCCACCGUGGUCAGCCUGAGAGACAAGACAGAGAUUCCCACCAUGGUCAGUCUGACAAACAAGACAGAGAUUCCCACCAUGGUCAGCCUGAGAGACAAGACAGAGAUUCUCACCACAAUCAGUCUGAGAGACAAGACAAGGAUUUCAGCUUUGAUCAGUCGGAGAAACAAAGUCAAGACUCCAGCUCUGGUAAAAAAGUGAGUCACAAAUCUACCAGUGGCCAGGCUAAAUGGCAGGGACAUAUCUUUGCCUUAAAUCGGUGUGAAAAACCAAUUCAGGAUUCUCAUUACGGUCAGUCUGAAAGACUUACACAACAAUCUGAAACACUUGGACAAGCCUCUCACUUUAACCAGACAAAUCAACAGAAAUCAGGCUCUUAUUGUGGACAGUCUGAGAGGCUAGGUCAGGAAUUAGGCUGUGGUCAGACAGACAGACAAGGCCAGAGUUCCCACUACGGUCAGACGGACAGACAAGACCAGAGUUAUCAUUAUGAUCACACAGACAGACAAGGCCAGAGUUCCCACUACAGUCAGACGGACAGACAAGGCCAGAGUUCCCACUAUGGUCAAAUGGACAGAAAAGGCCAGUGUUAUCAUUACGAUCAGACAGACAGACAAGGCCAGGGUUCCCACUACAGUCAACCAAACAGACAAGGUCAGAGUUCCCACUAUGGUCAGCCAGACACACAAGGUCAGAGUUCUCACUAUGGUCAGACAGACAGACAAGACCAAAGUUCUCACUAUGGUCAGACAGAGAGACAAGGCCAGAGUUCCCACUACAGUCAGAUGGACAGACAAGGCCAGGGUUCCCACUAUGGUCAGACAGACAGACAAGGCCAGAGUUCCCACUACAGUCAGAUGGACAGACAAGGCCAGGGUUCCCACUACGGUCAGACAGACAGACAAGGCCAGAGUUCCCACUACAGUCAGAUGGACAGACAAGGCCAGGGUUCCCACUACGGUCAGACAGACAGACAAGGCCAGAGUUCCCACUAUGGUCAGCCAGACAGACAAGGCCAGAAUUCCCACUAUGGUCAGACAGACAGACAAGGCCAGAGUUCCCACUAUGGUCAGACAGACAGACAAGGCCAGAGAUCCCACUACAGUCAGCCAGACAGACAAGGCCAGAGUUCCCACUAUGGUAAGACAGACAGACAAGACCACAGUUAUCAUUAUGGUCAGCUAGACAGACAAGGCCAAAGUUCCCACUAUGGUCAGACAGACAGACAAGGCCAGAGUUUCCACUAUGGUCAGCCAGACAGACAAGGCCAGAGUUCCUACUAUGGUCAGAUGGACAGACAAGGCCAGAGUUCCCACUAUGGUCAGACAGACAGACAAGGCCAGAGUUCCCACUACGGUCAGACAGACAGACAAGGCCAGAGCUAUCAUUAUGGUCAGACAGACAGACAAGGCCAGAGUUCCCACUAUAUUCAAUCACAGACUGGGGAUAUACAAGGGCAAAAUAAGUACUUCCAAGGGACUGAAGGAACAAGAAAAGCCUCUCAUGUUGAACAAUCAGGAAGAUCAGGGAGGCUAAGUCAACAGACUCCAGGACAGGAAGGGUACAAAAACCAGGGACAGGGAUUCCAGUCUAGGGACUCACAGCAGAACGGCCACCAGGUAUGGGAGCCUGAAGAGGAUAGCCAACAUCACCAACACAAACUCUUAGCACAAAUCCAACAAGAAAGACCACUUUGUCACAAAGGGAGAGAAUGGCAAUCAUGCAGUAGUGAGCAGGGCCACAGACAGGCCCAGACCAGGCAGAGUCACGGUGAGGGGCUGAGCCACUGGGCAGAGGAAGAGCAGGGCCAUCAAAGUUGGGAUAGACACAGCCAUGAGAGUCAGGAAGGUCCAUGUGGGACACAGGACAGGCGAACCCAUGAAGAUGAGCAGAACCAUCAGAGACAAGACAGACAAACCCAUGAACAUGAGCAGAGCCAUCAGAGACGAGACAGGCAAACCCAUGAAGACAAGCAGAACCGUCAGAGACGAGACAGGCAAACCCAUGAAGACGAGCAGACCCGUCAGAGACGAGACAGGCAAACCCAUGAAGACGAGCAGAACCAUCAGAGACGAGACACAAAAACCCAUGAACAUGAGCAGAGCCAUCAGAGACGAGACAGGCAAACCCAUGAAGACGAGCAGAACCAUCAGAGACGAGACAGAAAAACCCAUGAACAUGAGCAGAGCCAUCAGAGACGAGACAGGCAAACCCAUGAAGACAAGCAGAACCAUCAGAGACGAGACAGGCAAACCCAUGAAGAUGAGCAGACCCAUCAGAGACAAGACAGGCAAACCCAUGAAGACGAGCAGAACCAUCAGAGACGAGACAGGCAAACCCAUGAAGACGAGCAGAACCGUCAGAGACAAGACAGGCAAACCCAUGAAGACGAGCAGACCCAUCAGAGACAAGACAGGCAAACCCAUGAAGACGAGCAGAACUGUCAGAGACGAGACAGGCAAACCCAUGAAGACGAGCAGAACCAUCAGAGACGAGACAGGCAAACCCAUGAAGACGAGCAGAACUGUCAGAGACGAGACAGACAAACCCAUGAAGACGAGCAGAACCGUCAGAGACGAGACACGCAAACCCAUGAAGAUGAGCAGAACCAUCAGAGACGAGAUAGGCAAACCCAUGAAGAGGAUCAAAACCAUCAGCAACAACAUAAUAGACAAAACUAUGAGGAGAAAGAGAGGUAUCAAGGAUCUCAGAAUCAAAAAUCCCAAAUGACCCACAGAAGCUGUCCUAACAGAGAAAAAUUCCACAUGAAAGAGGAUGACCAGAGCCAAGGCUCACAGAAAAGACACACUGAACCAUCCUUCUAUCCAACCCAGAGCAGUGGGAGGCCCCAAAGCAGAGAACAGCGUGGUCACCCUGCCAAGGGAGCUACUGUUCCCAACCCCCUCUAUGACUAUGUGCAAGAGCAGAAAUCCUACCCAUACUAGGCUAUGUGAGCACCAGAGGUAAAGCAACACAAAACCAAAAAAGAAACCUAUAUGUCGAGUUCACCUUUAAUUCUAUUUAAGAGAUUGAGCAUGUAUUUCUUCCCUCUAUCCUCUGCUGUAUCUCCCUGCAAGGAUGUUUUUGAGUACUAGCAUUCACAUAAGGGCUUUUGGUUCUUUGAGCAGCAAUUCUAGGGUUUUCUGAUUCAGUGAAAUCUAGGUGGUAAAUUGGGUGAAAUAAUCAUAUCUUAAUGUUGAUCAGUUUGGGUAUUUAAUAAAUCAUUUCCUGCUUUGCCCUCUGUGUAGAUGAGACCUGGUUGAAUCAUUGAAAGGUAGAACACUUCUCCCUAAAGUUCAGAAACAGAAAAGAUAUUCUGAAGAUUUACAUUACAUUCAAGGAUUAUACUACAUCUCCACUGCUCAAGGAACCCUAGGUUUGGUGAGCUUUGGCUCCUGUGGAUAAAACAUCAGGAAUUUCAAGCCUCAUAGUCUAGACUAGAAUGAAACUCAGUUCAAGGCUGCUACAAGAGCCGAGAACAUAGAGUGCAUCUCUGAUGUUUACUACAUCUCCCAUGCCAGGCUCUUAUUCCACACCAGAGGGACUGUCCAUUAGUGCCUAUCACUAGAGCUGAAUGGACCCAUUCCAAUUCAAUACCUUUCUAGUUUCUGAUUAUAUAAAAUAGAGAGAAAGUAUAUGUCAUAUGUUUGCAAAUUCCAGGGGAUCAAGACUAUUGAUUCAUAGCUCCUAAGACCUGAAAACUCUUCUCAAGAAAAUCUAUGUGCAGAUUAUGAAUUGUAUUAAAAUAUCUAAUAAAUAAUUGAUGAGCAA
Messenger RNA from Gorilla gorilla gorilla (western lowland gorilla), 4277 nucleotides. RefSeq names its product repetin (gene RPTN). The transcript has 3 exons. NCBI's taxonomy places the organism in Eukaryota, Metazoa, Chordata, Mammalia, Primates, Hominidae. The record is from RefSeq and is a predicted model, not a curated record. Gene Ontology annotation, molecular function: calcium ion binding; transition metal ion binding. Bases 77 to 3451 code for a protein of 1124 amino acids. Gene Ontology annotation, cellular component: cornified envelope.